GUAAUUUUAUAUACUUCAUGAGUAACGUUGUGUUGUAGAAACACAAACUUAAGCAUAACCAAGAAUCAAAAAAGACAUUAAUAUAUUUAUGUGCAUAAUUAUAAUAAUAAAAAAACUAAUGCAACACAUAAAAAAUGAAUUGAAUUUAAUAUCGUUACUUAAUAUGCUUUCAUUAUAACCUAACUUAAAAUUUUUCAUUUUUGUUUAAUUUUUAAAAGUAUAGUGAAAUAAGUUAAUGCUUCAAAAUAAUGUCCAACACAAUAAGUGGAAAGAAUCUGUUACGUCCUUCCGGACUACAAUGCAAAAAUUUACACGAAUAUUUAAAGUCACGUCCGCCAGAAGUGUUAAGUAAAUUAUAUCACAAUCCGCCUAUAUGUUUGGCUGUGUUUCGUGAACUGCCUGUUAUAGCUAAACAUUAUAUCAUGAGAUUAUUAUUCGUCGAACAGGCAGUUCCACAAGCAGUAAUAGCUUCUUGGUGUUCUAAACUCUACCUCGAGGAUCAUCAAAAAGUAGUUAUAAUUUUAAAAGAAUUAAAUAUAUGGAGAGAAACUGCUUUGCCUGGAGGAUUACCAGGUUGGAUUGUACAUGCAUCUUUUAAAAAGAACUUAAAAGUUGUUCUGUUAGGAGGUGGUAAACCAUGGACAAUGUCUAAUCAAUUAGAAACUGAUAGUAAACCUAGAGAUGUAGCAUUUUUAGAUGGAUACGCAUUAGAAAGAUGGGAAUGUGUUUUACAUUACAUGGUUGGUUCUCAGCAGCAAGAAGGUAUCUCGGCUGAUGCUGUGAGAAUACUUUUACAUGCUGGUUUAAUGAAACGAGAUGAAGCCGAUGGUAGUCCAAUUAUCACACAAGCAGGUUUUCAAUUCUUAUUGUUAGACACUGCGUCACAAGUAUGGUACUUUAUCUUGCAAUAUCUAGAUACGAUAGAAGCAAGAGGUCUUAAUUUAGUUGAGUGCCUUACAUUUCUAUUUCAACUAAAUUUUUCAACGCUUGGUAAAGAUUAUAGUACUGAAGGCAUGUCCGAAGGCUUAUUAACAUUUCUACAACAUCUCAGAGAAUUUGGACUUGUCUAUCAACGUAAACGAAAAGCUGGAAGGUUUUAUCCAACCCGUUUAGCAUUAAACAUAGCAACUGGGCAAAAUAAACCAUUAACUAAAGAGACUGGAAAAGAAGGAUAUAUAGUUGUUGAAACUAAUUACAGAGUAUAUGCUUAUACAAAUUCAAAUUUGCAAGUUGCUUUGCUUGGAUUAUUUUGUGAAAUGUUAUAUAGAUUCCCAAACUUGGUGGUUUCAAUAUUAACAAGAGAUUCAGUACGACAAGCUUUAAAAAGUGGAAUUACUGCGGCACAAAUUAUAGGUUAUUUGCAGCAGCAUGCACAUAUUAAAAUGUUAGAGGCAGGUCCACCUACGUUGCCUCCGACUAUUGUGGAUCAGAUUAAGUUAUGGGAAAAUGAAAGAAAUAGAUUUCUGUUUAGCGAAGGAGUCCUGUAUAGUCAUUUUCUAUCUCAAACCGAUUUUGAAGUGCUUAGAAAUCAUGCACUUUCUACAGGUGUUCUGAUCUGGCAAAAUGACAGAAAACGAACAGUGGUAGUAACGAAAGCUGGUCACGAUGAUGUGAAAAAGUUUUGGAAAAGAUAUUCAAAAGGUUCCUCUUGAAAAAUGUUAAGAUUAAACAACAUUGAUGGAAUCAAAUUAAAAAUUUAAAUAUCACAAACGUCUUACAUUUUCAUUAUGUUCCUGGAUAAAGAUUUUUUUCAAGUGAAAUAAAUAUUCACAUAAACAUUAUGUACAAAUACAGUAUAGAUAUUAAUAUAGUUCGUAAAACUACCAAUGAAAAUACGACAUGAAAAAGAUAUACAAUAUACGACGUUUUAAAAUUUGUAUUAAGUAAAGCUAUUUAUAAAUAAUGAAUAGAUAA
This is a messenger RNA of Polistes dominula (European paper wasp), 1914 nucleotides long. RefSeq names its product general transcription factor IIH subunit 4 marionette (gene mrn). Gene Ontology annotation, biological process: nucleotide-excision repair. Gene Ontology annotation, molecular function: ATPase activator activity; double-stranded DNA binding. NCBI's taxonomy places the organism in Eukaryota, Metazoa, Arthropoda, Insecta, Hymenoptera, Vespidae. The record is from RefSeq and is a predicted model, not a curated record. Gene Ontology annotation, cellular component: transcription factor TFIIH holo complex; transcription factor TFIIH core complex.